Molecule: messenger RNA, 694 nt
Organism: Culex quinquefasciatus (southern house mosquito)
Lineage: Eukaryota; Metazoa; Arthropoda; Insecta; Diptera; Culicidae
Exons: 2
Coding region: 1-552 (183 amino acids)
Source: RefSeq, a predicted model, not a curated record
AUGAAAAGCAACAAGAAACUCGGUGAUUUUGGCGUGUUUCUGUAUACGGACGCUGAGGAAGUGCCGCCGGCGCCGGCCGCCGAUGAGUCCAAGGUGCUGGACGACAGCAUCGAGUGUUCGCUGCCCAGCUCGGACAGAAUGACCUACCGGUUAAAGCAGCGGUUGGAUUUGAUCUCGAACGGAAGCAGCACAAUGAACGCGGCCGUCAGCUCGAGCAACGUGUACAACUCGACCCCGAUCCAGAAGCAGUUCGAAAUCAGCUCGGAGAGCGUGAGCAAGAUUACGCGACCCUCGGUAGACAACAGCCACCAGGAGGACGAGAAAGAGCACGGCGCCAUCGUGGCGGACAAUUCAACGGCCGGCUGUUGCAGCGAAGGAGCCGGAGCCCAAGAAGGAUGCUCCCGAAACAAGCAAGGAAUCUGUUGCCUCGUCGGUGAAAGAAGAAAACAGUCUGAAAUCGUCGGAGGUCGAUUCGUGUACAGAGGAGACCAACCUGUACGCCAGCAACGCCCAAAUUCAACGGAAUCUCCUCCACGUCAGGAUCCGAGCUAGAAGAUAAAUCUGGCGUGCAGACGCCAGCAAAUGUGACGACCACUGCAGCCUCGACCACAACGACAACCACCGACGCCAACAAGCUUGACCUCACCCAGGCACUGACUUCCGAGGAUGCGCUGUACGAGGUCAGCGUAUGGUU